This is a messenger RNA of Plasmodium malariae, 864 nucleotides long. RefSeq names its product PIR protein. The coding region runs from base 1 to 864 and encodes 287 amino acids. The record is from RefSeq and is a predicted model, not a curated record. Lineage: Eukaryota; Apicomplexa; Aconoidasida; Haemosporida; Plasmodiidae. The transcript has 2 exons.
AUGUCCGUAAAACAAAUAAAACGUCAGUUAUAUUUUUUGGAAAAUUGGCCCGAAUAUAAUUUUGACAGAUUUCGAGGGAUUGUUAAUGAUGAUUAUAGAACAACAGAAUGUAUUAAUAUUUAUGGAUUUGGGCAGCACAAAAGUAAAGAGAAUUGCGUUAAGUUACAUACUAUUUUAGAUAACCUAGAGAACAAUUUAGAUUUAUCACAUGGUAAAUUUAGUAAUAUCUGGAAAAGUUUUAGAAGUGUUAUUUCGUAUACAAAGGAGAACAAUGUUUAUUCUUCCACUGCAAUGGACAAUUUCAUAGAUACUUUUGGAAAAAUUGUUGAAGAAAAUUAUGUGAAAAAUUUUAAUAAAUAUAAGAAUUUAUAUGGGACGGAAGAAGAAGUUAUAGACACAUUGAUGUUGUAUUAUUUUGUGGAAAACCUUGGAAAUAUUAAUAGAAUGAUUAGUAACGCACAUGAUAAAAAUAAUAAUAUAUGUUGUUGGUUUAUUAAUCAUUGUCUUGAAAUAGUAAGAAAAUAUCAAAAUGGUAAAUGCUCGAAUUAUAAUAUAAAUGAUAAAUCUAGUGGUAGCACCAUAUGUAUAGAAGUAAAAAAUUUUUUGGCACAAUAUGGAGAGAAACUAUACCCCCAUAUAAAAUAUUUGCAAAACUUAGAUAAACUUGAACCGAAGCAUUCAAUUACUGAUGCAAUAUUGUGCUCAUCAGAAGACCCAUUUAGAAAUAAUUUUCAUAGUUUUUUUAGAAGUAGUUCAGAAUUAACAAAAACAGGAAAAGGAGUAAUAACAGUUUUUUCCAUUUUUGGAGUUUUUUUGAUUCUUUUCUUUUUAUAUAAGGUUAGUAAAAAUAGUUUACUAAUAUGA